Symsagittifera roscoffensis is the source of this 6750-nucleotide messenger RNA. RefSeq names its product protein virilizer homolog. NCBI's taxonomy places the organism in Eukaryota, Metazoa, Xenacoelomorpha, Acoela, Convolutidae. The transcript has 25 exons. The record is from RefSeq and is a predicted model, not a curated record. Gene Ontology annotation, molecular function: RNA binding. The coding region runs from base 26 to 6583 and encodes 2185 amino acids. Gene Ontology annotation, cellular component: RNA N6-methyladenosine methyltransferase complex.
AACUUAUUAAAUAGAGUCGAAUGGUAUGUUGACGCCUACAGGCCAACAACAAUUGUGUCCUUCUGUGGAUUUAGAAGAUGUGCUGCUGUUUGCGGACACUUUCGACCACUCAGAAGACAACUAUCCCCUCGGAGAGAAGUGUGACGUGGUCCAGUUCUCCUACCCGGUGUCUGUGUCAUGUGUGACCAUUGUGUCCCCCCACACCACAGUGCAAGUGGGCAACAAGAACAUGCUCGUGGGAGCAUCGAAGCCGAACAAAUUCAAGCUGGAAACAUUCAUCAACAACCUCACAUGCUCUGCGGCCGCCAAAACCACAGCCUCCUUCUCCAACUUCUACGAGGUAAUGUAUGACGAGAGUGUGGGGGGAGGCAGCUCCUCCUCCUCGUCUGUCGGGGUCAGUGGGGGAACUAAAACACUGACUGAUGUGAUGGUGAUCAAGGGAAAGUACACUGUGUGCUCCAUCUGCAUAUAUGGCACCAUACAACAAUACACAAUGCCUGCUCCUUCUCUUGAGGCCACCGCCACUGCAGAUAGCCGAGACCAAGUGCCCAAUCUGAGCGAUGUUUCGCAGAUUGCAGCGGUGCCCACUCACGACAAGCAGCAGCAGCAGCAGCAUGCAUCACCCACCGCUCCAAUCAAAAUGCCUCAUUCCCUCAUCACAGCUGGAGCUGCUGCUCCUCAUUCUCGUCCUCAUCCAGGUGAUCUCGCCACCCCAGAGCAAUUCCUCACUGCCCACAUCAUGUCACCGUCAGUCCCUUCUGUGCCAGGUGGAAACAGCAGCAGCUCUAGUAGUCUGCAGCCACCAGACGUGAGGAGUGAGCUCCCAGGGGCCAUUCCGUUCGAGCAGACCAGAAGGCACUCCAACGAGAGUCCUCCGAAUGAACCACCUGAUCCGGUGGUGCUCAAAUUAGAGGCCACAAGGUCCAGCAACCCCGACAGGAGAGGAGGCGGCGGCGGCGGCGACACAGAAAGCAAAAAGUGGCUGGAUGCGGCCAAUUUGUUUCUGCAGCAGACGGCAGGAGCAGCCAUGACGUCGUCGAAAGAAGCACAGCAGAACAAAGACCACAGUGAGCUGAAGCAAGAAUCUGGUCAAAAUAGACCUGUGUGCAAUGCUAAUGGUGGAUCGAUGAUAGUGGAAUCGCCUUCAGACGCGCCGAAAGAAUCGCCCACUGCGUCAUCGCCUGCUGCUGGAAUCCCGAAAAGCUCGCCAAAUCCAAUGGCCACGGCGAAUAUUGCAGGACUGCCUGGGAUGCUUGCGGGAAUGCCUCCUCCGCCAGGGGUGAAUGCAGCAGCGGCAAUGGCUGCGCUCGGAAUGCCCUUUCCCAUGCCGCCGCCUUUCAGCAUGACAAUGCCUCCUUUUUUCAACCCCAGUGCAAUGAGCGAAAUGGUCAGGAUGUACGGGGGUGGGGGUGGGGGUGGGGGUGGGGGCGGCAACCCGGUGGUGGGUAUGAUGAACACUGUUGCAGCAGCAGCUGCGGGAAGUGGCGGCAAUGCAGCUAACAUGCAGGGAGGAAUGGCUGCGUGUUUGACUGGCCCCAGAUUCAUUCAGCCACCACCUACUAGUCACAUGAACAUGAAUAAUGUCUCCUCCAGGGGGGCUUUCAGUGAAGGUGGUGCUCAAAUGGGAGGGGGUGGUGCUCAUCCUUCCCCUCCAUCUUUCUUGCCAGAGAUGCCAGCUGUAGUCAAUAUGCCCAGCUCCACCUCCUCAGUCGACGAAGACUACGAUGACCUGUCGGCUGACGAUGACUUCGAUGAAGAUUUUGAUGAGGCCUCAGACGAAGACAACACUACCUACCUGACUGAAGAUUCUUCCUCUUGCCACCAACAGCAGCAGCACACAGUAGCAAUAGCUGAACAGCAGAAGUUUCUGGAACAGCAGACUGUGCUGGAGCAGCAGGAGGAGCGCAUACUGCAGAGUGUGAUGGACAAGUGGGCGUCCUCUUCUUCAUCCUCAUCCUUGUCUGCUGCUGCUGUAGACCACGUGGGGGGCAAGGAGUACUCCUCAUUGAGCUCAUCUGCUGCCAAUUGUAUGGGUCGUCAGUUGAAGCACUUCAAGCCACCCCAGUUGUAUGUCGCAGACAAAAUCAAUCGCAGUGUGUUCGACGAGACAAAACACAAGCAGUUGACUCAUGUGGUUGGGGAGAUGCAGAAGUGCAAGGGACUUGAGGAGUCGGAGGGGGGCGAGUGGGUGGUGCGACUGGAGUCCCUCUACGAGGCCGCUCUCCAGGGACUGAGUCAGCUCAAACACCACCACCAACAACUCUUCAAACAGCUGCUGCACUUGAUUGUGGGCAAUGCGUGUUUGGCGAUCGAGUGGGAGAGGGCCCUGAGUCAGAAGAUAGGCUUCAACGUGCGUCAGAUCAAAGUGGGAUGUCGACUCAUCUCCAUGCUCGCACUGGUCGACUACGAGUGCGUAAAACUGCUUCUCUCGUCCCAGGUGUUGGACAGCUUGUUUCUCCUUGUCAGCCAGCCGCUAAUGGUCUCAACUAUGAAACUGUUUGCUCUAGAAGCGAUUGAUGCAUUGUGCAGUUGUUCGCUUGGAAUCAAAACACUUCUGGCAUCGAAUGGAUUUGUGAAAAUGCUGGAAAUUCUGAACUGCUCCAAAUGCACGAGGAUCAACCACGCCAUCUCAGUGAUUGCGCACAAGAUCAACAUCUACGAGUGUGUUCAUCUGUGUCACAAGCAGAGCAUUGAGGUGUCGAGGAAGAUGAGAAGCUGCGCCUCUGACUCGCUCAUGCUGAUCGACGCCGAGGGAGUAUCGAACGCAUUCGCUGCUCUUCUGGAAGCGCUAGAAAGCUAUGCCCACAAUCAGAUCAGAGUUCCAGAGGGAGUGAAGAAACUGGAGCCACGUGCCUAUGAUGGCUUCAUGUUCCGUCUGAUUAGUGAGAGAGGUCUGCUAGACCAGAUGCAGCUGCUGUUGGCGAGUCCGUUGAACCAGUCGUGCAGUAAGCUAGUGGCUACUCUGUUAAGGCUACUAGACUGGCUGCUGCAGUCCAACGAGGGAAGGGCCUUUCUAGUGCACAACGGGGAUGCAGUCAAGGGUUGUGUCCAGGGCCUCCUUGGUGGCACAGAGCAGGGCAAUGAGGAGGGGCGUGGAGUGGGUUGGGAUGUAGAUCGGGAUGAGGGACAGAAGAGAAUGGCAGCUCAGCUGAUCAGCGCCAUCAAAACGACAGAAGUGGUGGAUGAGUUGAAAAGCUGCAAGCUGAGAGACAGAGAGAAGGCGACAGUGGAGAAGACGAAAGUUGUCCUAGAGCGCAUCUACACUCUUUUGCGUGAAGACGCGGAAACAGUGGCUAUCGUGCUCAGACAGACCGACUCUCUCAAGUUCAUCUCGCACUUGUUGGUGUCGCACGUGCAGCAGCAGCAAAGAUCCCCCCACUCGGACACAGCUGCAGCAGCAGCAGAACAGUCCAAAGCCACUAGGAGGUCAGUGACCUUCGAAGGCCAGCAGCAGACUAAAGUGGAGCAGAGUGGUACAGGCACUGAGGUGGACCAUGUGGUUCUGUUGGCCACCACUGUUCUGCAGAGGGCGGCUGAGACGGAUGAGUCACACGUGGAGACAUGGGCGCUCAUACUGCUGCAGUUGCCUGAAGUAGAAGAAGCGCCUCCGAUUCUCGGCUGGACUGAGUCGUGCAGAGGAAAGGAAGAGGGCGCGAGAUCGUGUCUUGAUGGCAUUUCGUGUCACAGAAUGAGGGAACUGUGCAAGUGGCUGGAACCAAUGCGGGAUGUGCAGAUUGCUCUUAAGCAUGCAGCUGCAACCAGUCAGAAGAAGAUGAAAAAGGAGGAGGAGGAGGAGAGUCUGAAACAGCUGACUGAAAUCGGAAUCGCACAUGUGGAACAGCUGGUGUAUUUCAUGAAGCAUCGGCUGGAGCAGUUUGGCGCCAGAUUUGUCCUCGAGGCACCAGGGAUGAUAUCGUGUUUACGCGUCAUUCUCCGGCUUCUAAAGAAGCCAACUGUGGAUGAGGAGCGUGAGCCGCAAGCAAACUUGGCUGCGUUGAUAAACCUUUUUGAAGCAUCAGGAUACGACAUUCUACUGCGCCUGGUGAAUUCGGCAGUUGUUCAAAACUCCUCCUUCAUCUGGAGGUCCCAUCAGUUGAACUCAAAGUUACCUGAAGCAAUAACAACGCAGUGUGUGGAUUUUGCGGUUGCUGUGUUGGAGAUAAUGAAGCUGAUGAUUGGGAAGCUGAUGUCGUCCAAUGAGAUCCCCUUCCGAGAUCUGAGAGUGGUUGAAGCGGUGAUGACUCUGCAGUCUGUAGUCUGCUCCAAGGUCAGAGGUGGCGAUAGAGUGAAGUUGAAGAUGAAGGCGACACGAGUGAAGGAGCUAGUCGUGCACAUUCUCUCUAUGUACACGCGCACAGCUUCCACUGCACACAAUACAGAGGAUGAGAAAGAAGCAAGUUCGGAUGCUGGUUGGACUCUGAUGCUGGAGAGAGUGCUGCAGCACAUCCUCUCCCUACCCUCUUUCGUCAUCCCCGGGCUGGCCACUCUCUCCCAACUGCUGCCACUGCCGCUGCCCAUAAUGACUGCCACCCCUCUGAAGGAGACGGAGCUGAGGUUCCUGCGUGAGAACAGAGUGAAGUGGGGGGCUCACCUGGUGCCACAUGCUAAGCUGGUGGCUCACUUGUUCACCAAACUCAUCGACUCUGCCAACACUCACCUCUGCUCCAUUCUGAAGAGGGUUGCGUGGCAGAUCGCGGACUUGUGUGGGGAGUUGGCCCAAGUGGUGAUUCAUUGCUUCGUCGACCGCUUCUUGAACCUCAACGGAUUGGCUCACAGCAACCAGUUCGCAGACAGGAAGUGGACCUACCAGAUGCGACAGGUGCUUCUGUUCGUGGACCACGCGGUGUCCCAGCCAGCAGGCAAGGCGGCCUUCAUCCAGCUGCUGUGCAGUGAGGAUCAGUUUGAGGCGAUGAAGAUAUCGCAGUGUGUGGAGCAGAUGCUCAUGUUCCUCGACGUCGACUCUGCAGACGAAGACGCAUCGCAACACAUGCACGUGCAGAACGAGAUCAACUAUUACGUCAUAACCAUUAUGCAAUCACUCUGUGAUCCAUCCGUCAGCCUACUCCCAUUUGAUCACGCGCACACUUACAUACCGGAUGACAUAAUUGAAUCGAAUACACCGCCCAGCAACAUAGCAAAGGUUAUUUGCGAGGAGAUUUUCAAACAUGCCAGCAACAAAAGCCAAAGCAUGUUUACUUUUCACCACGCCAUCAAAGCUCUCAUCUUGCUGUGUUGCCAUGAUCAAGUGUUCUCGAUUGUGAAGUGCUAUCUGCUGGAAAACCAGGAUGCGCUGAGGAAGUUGUUGGUGAAGUUGCACCGUGAACAGAAAUCACAGCGCGAAGAAGUGAACAUGAAGUCGUUUUUGUCGUUUGUGAACUUACUGCGAGGCUCCAAGCAGUCGGAGGAUUUUGUGGGCUCGAACAGGAGGCUAUUUUUGAGUGGUGAACAACUGCGCACUCUGUUAGGGAUGUCUACAGGCACUGGCGAGUACAGCUUGGAGAAGUACCCGGAGAAGAUAAUGAAAGAGGGCGGCACCAUGAGUGGCUCUACAGAGGACACUUUGAAGUCACUCAUCGCAUACUUGAACAACGAAAUCUCCGACGCCUCGGAGUGUAAUAAAGAAGCUUCUAAUGACGUCACAAUGACAGUAGAAGUAGAAGGGGUCAGGAAAGAGGAGGAGGAGGAGGGGGAGGGGGGAGGAGAUGAGGUCACUGGCCCAACAGUGUCUCCGAGGAUGAGUUUGGAGGCGCAAUUUUAUCAUAGGUGUCUGUUUCGAGUGUCCCCAAUCGAGGACGGAAGAUUCGAUCCUAUCAACUGGUUCUCACUGGGCAGUGAACAGAUUCACGAGGAACAUCUGGUUCCGAUUGGGCUGACUGAGAUGUGCAAAGAUGCCUUACGUGACUUCGACCCAGUGGCCGAGUACAGGAGAGAGAAGGAGAUAGAGGGGGCUAAGUUGAGGAAGAAGUACAAGCACAGGAGGAGGUAUGACCCCCUCAUCGCCAGGGGAUUCAAGAGCAAGAAGCUUGUGAGGAGACCCAACUAUUUGGCCAAGGAAAAAGGCGUCGACUUCGGCCCUAAGAGGAGUGACGAUGUGUUCCGGAUGCGGAAGCAGAACACCAGUCGGCCUCCCUCCAUGCACGUGGACGACUUCAUGCUGCUGGAGAAGGCAGAGAAUUACGAAGGGGUAGGAGGCGUGAACAGGUCUAGCAGGACCAAGUCGCGCACGAUAGUGUCUGGUGGUCAAGUCUCCAUGGGCAUAGGCAUGGGGGGCAGCAAUGUGAUCAUGAGCAGACGCAUUCCCUCCAUAGUGCCGGGGGCAUUCCCUCCAUCCUACGCACCCGUCCUUUCUAACUCUCCACUCCAGAUGGGACAAGGAAUACAUGGAACUGGAGGGAGGGUUGGAGGGGGAGGGGGAGGGGGAGGUGCGGAAGGGAGCAGCUCCUCCUCUUCUGCUCAGUUCAACACUAGUCAAGCUAACGAACGGGGUUUCUACAGCGCUGCCAAAGGCUGGAUGGUCGGAAAUAGUGGGGGAAUGAAAACUGGAAUCACUAGUACCAAGAUAAUCUCCCAAGGAAACGAAUGAAAGAUCCCCUGAUUCUCACUUUGCAGCUCCUAUUUAUUCAAAUGUCGCGUUAAUGCUUUCAUGUUUAUUCCAUUGUUUUCAUUUUUGUCCAUUCUUGAUGUAGUAAAGUUGUUUCAUGUUGAUUAACAUCUUUUUGAUAGACCAUUAAAAAUAAAUGUCUGUUGAAA